Messenger RNA from Paramuricea clavata, 3736 nucleotides. The record is from the annotation of a GenBank genome assembly. NCBI's taxonomy places the organism in Eukaryota, Metazoa, Cnidaria, Anthozoa, Malacalcyonacea, Plexauridae.
UCCAUCUAGUGUUGGUUCUAGUAUCUGUGAUGAAGACACUCUUAAAUCCAUUUCGGUUUCAACGGAAGAAACUAGCUGUCUACUUUCAAAUCUCUCUACAGAUAAAGCAACCGGUCGCGAUGAGAUAUCUGCCAGAUUGUUGAAAGAGUGUUCGAACGAGAUUGCUCCAUCCUUAACAGCGCUGUUCAACAAAUCACUCACUCUUGGUAAAGUUCCCCAGGAAUGGAAGGAAGCUAAUGUUGUCCCUGUUCCCAAGAAAGGUAAUGUUCACGAGGUCAGUAACUAUCGGCCGAUUUCCCUGCUGUCACUAGUGUCGAAACUUCUCGAGCAAGUUGUGCAUUUGCACGUGUCGGAAUUUGUUGAAUCAUCACUGAGUAGUCUGCAACAUGGUUUCCGCAAAAGACGUUCGUGUGUCACCCAACUUCUUGGUGUUUUCCACGACGUUGGUAAAGCCCUAGACUCGGGAAAGGAAGCUGACAUGGUUUACUUAGACUUCUCCAAAGCCUUUGAUUCUGUUUCUCAUCGAAACCUUCUUUUGAAACUUGAACAACAUGGUAUCUCCGGUUCAUUGUUGAACUGGUUCUCCGACUAUUUGAGCGAAAGACGUCAGCGAGUAGUGGUCGACGGUGUGUCAUCCUCGUUUCUUAAUGUAACAUCAGGGGUACCACAAGGCAGCGUACUCGGCCCACUUUUGUUCUUGAUUUACGCAAACGACCUCCCAAAGGCAGCGAAUCAUAGCACAGUGCCCAUGUUUGCUGAUGACAGCAAAUGCUAUCGUCAAAUAACCCAACCUCGAGAUAGAGAUCUUCUUCAGGAUGACCUAAAUUCCCUACACCAAUGGUCUAAGACGUGGGACUUAAAUUUCAAUGCGAAGAAGUGUGUUGCCCUCAGAUUUUCACGAAAGAAAACCUCCGUUCCACCUCAAGACUACUUCCUAAACCAGCAACUUAUAAAGUCUUCCUCUACACAGAGUGAUUUGGGUAUCCUGGUGAGCGACAAUUUAAAAUGGUCCAAACACAUCAUCAGUAUCGUUUCUAAAGCCAACAGAAUGCUUGGUUUUCUGCGCCGCAAUUGUUUCCACCUCACUGAUGUGGAUACUCGCCGCCUUCUGUAUUUGUCUCUGGUCCGCUCUCACUUAUCGUUCGGCUGCGAAGUCUGGGCUCCUCAAAGUGCGUCUGCUGAUCUGCUUCAUCUAGAAGGAAUUCAACGCCGAGCAACAAAGUUUAUUCUUCAGGACUAUGAUUUGUCAUACGUUAGUCGCUUGAAAAAACUAAAUCUAAUCCCCCUUUCAUACUGGCAUGAAAUUAAAGACAUUAUAUUCCUCUACAAAUGUAAAUACGGGAUGUACGAAAUUGACAUCAAUCAGUAUAUAACCCAACCUCUUCACCACUCCACUCGUUCCAGUUCUGGUGAUUUUCGUCCAAACCUGUGCAAAACCUCCCUCUUCCGAAACUCAUACUUUAACAGAAUUGUAUUUUUAUGGAACAAUUUACCGUCUGAUAUCAAAUCAUCUUCGUCAGUCGCCAUACUUAAAUCUAAACUAUAUAUGUAUUACACUAGAAAGCUGAAUAGUACUUUUGAUGUAGACCGUCCUAGAACAUGGAAAACUGUAUGCAGUAAAUGUCGUUCUUUACAUACAAUCUGUUGUUCAUAGAUGUAAUUAUAAUUGUUGUAUGUCCUAUUGUUUAUGUAUAUAAUAUGUAUUCUUGUAAUACCUAUAAGUAAUUAUGUAAUGUACGUUUUUGGUGGGACUUAAUUAGGGACUCACGUCCUGUUGUCCUUACCUUCGGUCAUUUGAUUGUAAAGUUAAUAAUAAAAAAAAAUUAAAAAAAAAAAAAAAUAAAAAAUAUUAAAUAUACAUUCAGUAACAACACGCAAAUUGCUAUAAAUAGCAACGUUACAGUCUAAUAAUAUAAUAUGAUGAUUUGUUGUGCUUUUGUUGUAUGUAGGUCUAUCACUAAAAUAUCUUGAAAAUUCUUCUAAACGUUUCUUUAUAAAGUAUACAAAGCAUAUACAUUGGAUAUCGAAACACAAAUUCAAAGUUUUGAACAAUUUGAGCUUCGUGACUUUGUAUAGACGUAUAGGCCUAAUGAUUUAAUUGUGUUACAUUCCACUGAAAGUCACCAAAAUGAGCUUUUUUAAAAGUCUCGUGUGAGGCUCCAAGGCAAUAACCCAAGCUAGUUUUUAUAUAUAACAUGUACUCAUGCUAUACCAUUCCGUGGAUGAAAUAUAAACAAAUUCACGAUUAUCGCACAUAGUAAAUUUCCCCUUCAAAUCCAACCACAAAAUGCAAUUCUAAAAUUUGACUAAAAAUAGUCAAUUUCAACGACGUCUGUCAGGCCAGUUAAAGCCUCCUGAACCAUUCUAUAUUGAUAACAGUGUUCUCUAAUACUUGAAUUAUAGUCAUUAAACCAUCAAAACUAUCUACGGGCAGUUUUGAAUCCGUCGCGAAGUGAUAAAAUUGACUAUGGCAACGGCGUUGUCUGCGGCUAAUUAUAGCCUUCCGGAGACAAAUUAUUGAUUUCUGAUAUUUGUACGUUUAUCGACCAAAUAUUGAAUAUCUAACCCAAACAUCAUUUAUAACUAGGUAUUACCUAAAUUUAAGCAAAAUAUGAAAGAAAUCUAUUUUUCAUCUAUUGCCACUGUUUGCUCGAUUUUUACGGACAGUCGCUCUUAAGUACUAAGCAAAAGUGUUUAGAGAGCGCGUAUUGACAUAUUACGGGUUUUACUUAAUCACAAGGUAGCCUAUAUUAAUUUUAUAAAAUGUAUCGAUUGACACUCAACUCUAGAAAUAUCAAUAUAAAAAUAUUUCCUACGGAAAUAUGUUUUUUUAUGUCAAGCCUGAAUUAUAGUGAUAAGAUAAAAGUAGGAAAUAGUUAGAUUGGAUUGUGGCAGAUUAAGGUGGGACUUGGCGGAGAAGGAAAUUCCGGUGCUUUUACCCACGUAAGAAACAUAAAGUCAAGGCCAAAUUUUAGCUACGAAAAGCAAAGCAAAGUUAUUCACUUUUCAAUUCAACCUUUUUCGUGAUCGAGUGAAGACAUACGAAUUUUCUUUGACGUUUUGGACUUCUUUCUUUUACCUUUAUACAGGUGAGAUUUUCAAUUAUUAUUAUUCUUAUAUUAUUCUUAUAUUUUCAUACUUUUAAUUUGGGUAUUAUGGACUUGUCACGCCCAAAAGUUCUUGUUUUUGGACACUCGUUUGUCAAAAGUCUCCAUCGCGAUUUGCGCUCUAAUUUCGACGUCCGUGCGGCCAUUAGUUUUAAUAUAUACAAAGGGCCUCCGUAAAAUUGCAUGGAAUUGGGGGACGCACAGUAGACAAGUUGAUCGCGUUCGAUUUAGAUAAAGUUCGUUCAUUUCGGCCUGCCAUUGUAAUUUUGGAAGUGGGUACUAAUGACCUUAGCCAUAGCAAACCCGAAGUAGUGGGUUCCAAAAUCGAUGACCUCGUUCAUCUUUUACUUCAGCUCCCUUAUGUUCAGAUAGUAGGGGUUUGCUUAAUUACACAUCGGGCAGCUUCCCCGGAGUUCAACAGGCAGGCGUUUAUUUUGAACCAAUAUUUAGAGGUCGUUCUGGACGGUGUUCCCAACGUUUUUUGCUGGAGUCAUAAGGGAUUCUUACAGCGCGUAAAAUCUCCGUUUCUACCAGACGGUGUUCAUUUCAAUCGUAGAGCGCAAUACACGCUGUAUCGCAGUUAUCGCGGUGCUAUUCUUAAAGUUUUAGCAAGCCUUCCUAGUUGUUAG